AUGGAUGCCUGUGAAUCGUGUUUAGAGACGACUGUGCUAAGCUCAGAACAAGUGAUCGCGAAGAAAGGUAUUUCGUAUGUUACUGUGAACGAUCUGGUUACCGAACUGACCCCCGUGGCCCGUCGUCUGGUUCCGGAUUCGGUGAAGCAAGAGCUUGUCGACGCAAUACGUAAAUUUCUGCCAAAAGAUAGCGAAGAGAGCAACAAUGGCGAUGAUGAUGACAAAUGA
This is a messenger RNA of Hydatigera taeniaeformis, 228 nucleotides long. NCBI's taxonomy places the organism in Eukaryota, Metazoa, Platyhelminthes, Cestoda, Cyclophyllidea, Taeniidae. The record is from the annotation of a GenBank genome assembly.